AUGAGAAGAGAGAUACUGGAUAAGAUCCAUGAAGGGCAUGCCGGGAUCACAAAGUGCAGGGAAAGAGCCAGGCAGACGGUUUGGUGGCCUGGAAUUUCUAAGGACAUCGAGGAUGAUGUUCGAAGAUGUCCGCGCUGUGUCCAGGAGUCUAGCAAUAGGCAUGAGCCCUUGAUGCCUUCGCCGUUCCCAGAGCGCCCAUGGCAGAACGUAGCGGUCGAUCUUUUCUACCUUGGUGGCAAGUGGUUCGUGCUGGUAACGGAUUAUUAUUCAAGAUAUCCGGAGCUGGCUCCUUUGACCAACUUAACAAGUUCAGCGGUCAUCGAUCACCUGAAAUCCAUAUUUGCCAGGCACGGAACGCCAGAAGUACUCACCAGCGACAAUGGACCACAAUUUCGGAGACUUGUGGGCAGUGACUUUGCUACAUUCGCAAAAGAGUGGUCCUUAGAACACAGGACUUCUUGUUCACGUUUUCCACAAAGCAACGGCUUCGUCGAAGCCGCUGGCCGUGUCAUCAAGCUCAGUCUCAAAAAGUCGGACGAUGCGUAUAAAGCUCUUCAGAGCUAUCGCGCUACGCCAUUAGGAAAUGGUUUCAGUCCGGCUGAGCUACUUAUGGGUCGCCGUCUUCGCACGUCACUUCCUACCGCCGCGUCGCCGUUAAGUCCAAAGACACCAGAUCGGAAUCAGUUGCGUCAAUGGGAAGAGCGUCGCAUUGAAAUGCAAAAAAUAAACUAUGACCAGCGACAUGGUGUGCGAACCUUGCCACCCCUACGGCAAGGCGAGAGGGUAUGGAUAACGGACACCCGAUCAAGUGGCGUGGUUCAGGCACCAGCAGCAGCGCCUCGGUCCUACAACAUUCAGAUGGACGAUGGUGUACUCCGUAGAAACAGAUAUCACUUGAUACCUGUACCGUCACCGUCCUCUGAUUGCACCCAAAAAGGUCCUUCUGCAGACAAGUUGGCAGCUCCCACAUCCAACUCUCGUCCCCAGGAACUCGGAGGAGGAGCAGGCCCUGGGCCUGAGCUUGCUCUCUCCGCUAGGUCGUCGUCUGGGGAAGUUUCACAAGGUGGUUCGUCUGACAGUUCCGGCCACCAACCGGGAGACCACCCCCCACAUAACCCAACAGGAAUGACUACUCACAGCGGCAGAGUGGUGAAGCCAGUGAAAAGACUUCAAGUUGGAUUUGAAUGA
Molecule: messenger RNA, 1188 nt
Organism: Ornithodoros turicata
Lineage: Eukaryota; Metazoa; Arthropoda; Arachnida; Ixodida; Argasidae
Exons: 1
Coding region: 1-1188 (395 amino acids)
Biological process (GO): DNA integration
Molecular function (GO): nucleic acid binding
Source: RefSeq, a predicted model, not a curated record